Cetraspora pellucida is the source of this 765-nucleotide messenger RNA. Lineage: Eukaryota; Fungi; Glomeromycota; Glomeromycetes; Diversisporales; Gigasporaceae. The record is from the annotation of a GenBank genome assembly.
AUGAUCGCUAAACUAAAUAAAUGUUUAGACUUAUGUUUUAACCAAAUUCAGCAGACCCACCAUCAAGACACUACCAGCCUACAGCAACAUAACAGCUCUAGUUCACAAGAACAACCCUUUGCUUCACAACACAAUCAUGAGUUCAACGUGCCACAGACCCAACAACAUAAAAAACACAGCAGCAACAAUACUAGUAAUCAGCAAGUCUGUGACAGUCCUCUCACUAUCUCUCUACUGAAUAGAACACUUAAAAUAAAAACAACUACACAAAAGUACUCUUCUAUCAAUUACAGCAACACUAAACUACCUCCAGUACAUGGACAAAAGUCUAUUGAAAUACUACCAACUAAACCAAGUCUGCCAACUUGUUUGUGGAAAACUAUAGCAGUCGGCAACUAUAUUGACUUACAUGAGUUUGCCUAUACAAACUUAAAAACUAGUCUUAAAAACAACAUAGAUGAACAAACACUGCAAGCAUCUGAAGGAGGCAUCAUUGCUAUUUGCAAACGAAAUCAACAGGAACUUAAUGCCUAUCAUAAUCACAUUAAUACGCUAUGCAUCAGACAAGAGUUCUCAGCAGUCAUCACAUAUGAUGAGGAUCGAAGAUUAGGUCUGACUAUGAACCGAGACUCUACUCUGCUCGAACAAAACAUCGAAGCUAAAGAUCUGACAUCACCUGGCACAACAGCAGGCAAAUCUGCAUUAACUAGAAUCGUAGAGGGUGUACUGACGAUAACAACUGCAAAUGGGUUCAUGCCUGUAUGA